UCGAAUUUUUUGGCUCACACGCACAGCAGGAAGAGCGGUGCCCCACACGCUCCGUAUUGAUCGACUCUGCAUCCUCCUUUCGGACGGAUGCUGGGAGGAUGCCGCCAUGACUCUGCGCACCGGAUUUCACCCGUAACCUUUAUCCCGUAUUCAACCAGAGACAGCACUCGAAGGAACGGCCCCGUUGACCGGUGGGGUGUCUUCCAGCAGCAUGGCGUGCGACGGCCGCCUGGACGGUGCCGUGCGUGCUGUUCAGCGAGCGUGCUGCCUAGGCCGGCGUUUCAACUGGUGCACCCUGGAAGAGUGGCCCAAACGAUGUGUGCUCGUCUUCCUGCUUUUCUUAGGCUUUUCGCUGAGCGCGGGAAUACGACGGUCCUUCACCGAAGCGGCUUUCAGUCUGCAAGAAGAAGCCCAUUUUAAGGCUCUCAACAACGAAACAUCCAUGAGCGACUGGAGCACGGAAUUCAUUCGAUCGAUGCAGUCCACCUUCACGUGGGGCCUCUUCAUCGGCCAUGUGAUUGGCUCGGCCCUCGCCUACAAGUACCCCGCCAAUGGGGUGUUCGCUGCAGCAAUUGCGCUAGACUCUGCGCUGCAUCUGGUCGUGGCAGGAGUGAUGCAGGUUCACCAAAUGUUCCUCAUCUCGCUUCUCUUUCUGCAAGGAGUGGCUGAUGGAGUAACAUUCCCUGCUUUCCUGGGUCUUUUACGGUACUGGGCCCCUCCCAUGGAGCGAACACGAAUGUUUACAGUAGGAUACGCUGGACUUCACUUUGGCAGCCUACUUAGUUACCAGGUGUUCACGCUCUUCAGAAGGGUACUGAGCUCAACUGCUGGCCUUUAUUUCUAUGGCACCGUGGGUAUCCUGUGGGUCCUGCCCUGGUUCCUUCUUGUCUCCGAGUCUCCGUCGAAACAUCCAACGGUUUCAACGCGAGAGAAAAUAUACAUAGUCGAUUCCCUUCAUCAACACGAGCGGGUACCGUUCUCGCAAAUUCGGUUACCGAUGAAGUCUAUACUGUCUUCUGGUCCAGUGUGGGCAAUCUUAGUGGCUUCAUUCAGCAGGACAUGGACAUUUAAUACGCUUCUGCACAUUAGCAAGUGGCACUAUGGCGAUGAGGUUCGCUACACAAAGGAGCUCUCAUAUUUCCUCAUGAUGAUCUCCGUUUGCAUUAGUGGAUUUUUGGCUGAUGUAUUCCAAGAGAAAAACAUCAUGACCACAUCGACGGUUCGAAAAACAUUCGGCGGCACUGGACUACUCGCUGAAGGCGUGUUCUUCUUGUCCUUGGUGUGCCUUGGUCCUACAAACGCGGCAAUGGUCCUCUACUUCAUGGCCAUGGCUGUCCGUGAAAUUGCUGUGGCCGGUGAGUUCCGAGCGGGAUGUAUCAGAUAA
Molecule: messenger RNA, 1384 nt
Organism: Ornithodoros turicata
Lineage: Eukaryota; Metazoa; Arthropoda; Arachnida; Ixodida; Argasidae
Product: vesicular glutamate transporter 2.1-like
Exons: 10
Coding region: 212-1384 (390 amino acids)
Biological process (GO): synaptic transmission, glutamatergic; regulation of synapse structure or activity; monoatomic anion transport
Cellular component (GO): excitatory synapse; synaptic vesicle membrane
Molecular function (GO): L-glutamate transmembrane transporter activity; neurotransmitter transmembrane transporter activity
Source: RefSeq, a predicted model, not a curated record